Molecule: messenger RNA, 1656 nt
Organism: Phaedon cochleariae (mustard beetle)
Lineage: Eukaryota; Metazoa; Arthropoda; Insecta; Coleoptera; Chrysomelidae
Source: the annotation of a GenBank genome assembly
AUAUCGAUGUAUGCAUUUGGAGAAUACUCCAUGAAAUGGGUUUGUUUGGUGGCUUUAAGGCGAAAUUCACAAAAACUGCCAAGAAAGAGAAAUCUGAUGGAAUAGUUAUUCUGAAAUAUCAAGUGCAUUCGGAAUUCGACUCUGAUUACGCACAUCCACCGUCUUCGAAUGGCAUAAAAAAACCAGCAGUGGUAGUACGCCAUCGCUCCAACCCAAGAAGACCAACUGUAAUUUCUGCCAAUUACAAUGAUACCAACAUCACAACUGCAAUCGAUAAACAAAAAAGUUCCUCGCUGCAUAACCUACACGCAGAUUUUGAACUGGUCAGAAUCCCACGACAACCCAACCCAAAUAUCAAUAUUGAAGAACGGAUUCACAACAAUUCACUACCAUUGAACUCGUUUCAACCACUCUCAGAAACUAGUUACAUUGCUAACCUAGUUCCAGAGGCUACUGAGACUGGAAGCAUACCGAAAUCAACUGGAGGAAACGCAAAACAAACAUGGAAAGUAGAAGAAUCAGUGAAACUCAAUGACAGCUCCAUCUACGGCCCAGAAUCUUAUUACGAACCUUCUGGCAAUAGAAUAGCCCUAGCUCAAAGUCACACGAACCAAGAUGACUAUCACAUGUCACGUCCAUUGACUAGUACUUCUUUCAAACCACUUCCAGAGCCUAUUAACAUCGCUGAACUAGUUCCAGAGGCUACUAAGACUAAAAGCAUACCGAAAUCAACUGGAGAAGACGCAAAACAAAUACGGAAAGUAGACGAAUCAGUGAAACUCUAUGAUAGCUCCAUCUACAGCCCAGAAUCUUACUAUCAACCUUCUGGCUAUAGUACGUCCCUAACUCAAAGUCACACGAACCAAGAUGACUAUCAAAAGUCACGUCCAUUGACUAGUACUUCUUUUAAACCACUUCCAGAGCCUAGUAAAAUCGCUGAACUAGUCCCAGAGACUACUAAGACUGAAAUCAUACCGAAGUCAACUAGAGAAAACGCGGAAGAAGAAUGGAUAGGAGUGGGCCUUACUAAUAGCUCUAUCUACAGACCAAAAACCAACUACCAACCUUCUGACAACAGUAGAUCCCUACCUCCAAGUCACACGAGCCAAGAUGUCCCAACAACCAAUCAAGAGUAUGAACCAUCAACAUUAAUCUCCAUGACCCAGCACAGUCCAGAUUUACAAGAAUACAACGUGAGCAGCAUGAAUACGAUAGCUGCCGCUACUCAAACGACAGAAAUCGAUGAAGACCGAGAUGAAGAAGGAGAAGAAUUCAAGGUGCACAUUGUCCAGCACAAUUCAGCGGCAGACAAUCACACUUCUGAGGACGAGACGUCUUAUCAAGAAGACGAACUGUCGGAAUAUGUUUCGUUGGGGUACAGCAGCCAGGCAGCUAGCAUUUUUUUCGGUAAUGACGUGUUGCCUACUUUUACGACCUCGAGGCGAGUCAGAAUAAUGUAUAGCGAUAGUGAAGACGAAGAGCAGGAUGGUGAAGCGGAUUGUUGAGAUUUUGACGAUAUUUUGUACUAAAAUAUUUAAUUUUUUGAAAUAUAAUUUACUAGAUAGCAGAGUUUCUUCAGUACAAUGGGAUGUUUUUAUCAAGAACAAAAUCUACGAAAAAUUAUACAGUGUGACCCACUUUGAUAACAUUUUCAUC